CAAAGUACUCAGAAAUUUGUGAUGGUCAUUCUAGUUGAAGUUUGGUGGAGACAGCCUAAGGUUUUUUAACCUCGAGAAUGAUGUUUAAUGAGACUCAGGUGUUCGAAGGAUUGACUGCUUGGUUUUCUACAAGUGUACCUGCAAGUUUGAAGUCUCUGUGGGUGAAGAGUGGGGGACUUCUCAGGAAAGAGUUCAAUGAUGUAGACUACAUUUUCAGUAGCAAUGCCUCUGCCAAAGAUACUUUAAGGAUUUUUAAUUCAAACAGUGAUGAGUUAACCAUUUUUAAUUCUUCACUAAUUGAGGAUGCUGUUAAAAAUGGCAAAAGUGUUUUAAGUGGAAAAUACUCAGGGGCUUAUAUUCUCAUUCAUCCCGCAUAUCAGGAAGAGAUUGACAAUUUUUGUAAAAAUAAGUGCCCAAGACUGUACAGAAGCGACGUGAGGCAUUCAGGAAGAAAAGAUGACAAGAAAAGUGGUCUUGAUGAAACUAAGAUCAAGAAAAGUGCAGGGAAAGCUGGGAUUCCUAAUGACAAUGAAGAUUCAGAUGAAUGGGAAUUUGAGGACAGGUCUGUGCCUGAAGUUCUUGAAAAAGUGAAGAGGAAUAUAGCAGAACGGAUUGGUGAUGAUCACUCAGACACAUGGGAUUUUAAAGACGACUCAAAUACCUCCCUUACCAGUAGGAAAACACAGAUACAGCCUAAGGAUAUUGAAAGUUUUCUAGAGGAGAAUAGGACUAUAGAGCAAGAAACAUCUGAUGAAUGGGAUUUCAAGGAUGAUCCUUACCUUCACAGUAAAAACUUAAAGGAUGCUAAGAACAAAACUGUGCAGAGAGACAGAAGAGACUCAAAAGUGUAUAGAUCACCACAUUCAAAUUUUGUUCCUGUUCCUCAGAAACAGCCAUGCAUCGAUACACAACCAAACAGAACAAAUGAAGAUGUUUGGAAUUUGUCUAAUAAUCCAAGUGCAACAUUUCCAAUUAGUGACAGGCCUUGUAAUAAUAAUAAUCAAGCUGACCAGAAGCAACAAGGCCAGAGUGGAUACAACUCAAAGAAACUAACAGAGCAAGACAGAGAGCAGCAAAUGCACAGUGGUGACUGUCAGGAAAUGUACUCAUCACAUGCACAAGAUGGCGAGCAAAGGGAGAGCUUUCUAGAUGACACUAAGUUAAAAUAUAAAGUUUCACCUGAUAAAGGCUUUAGACCCCGCUUUCUCAGCAGUAUGGAUGAUGGCUUUGUCCAUAUUGAUGACAUCACACUGCCAGAUGCUCCUAUAUAUGACUUCAUUCCAAAUCAUGCUGGCUGCAGAGUGGAUGCUAAAUAGACAAUCCCAAAGCACUCUCUAAAAGUUUUAAAUUUAAAUCAUUGCUUUAAGCUGUAGUUGUUUUUUUAUUGGAAACAAUUUGAAAAUAUCUUGAAGAAGUUUAUCAUUUUUAUAAAGGUCUGGAGUGUAUUUGAAGCCCCAUUUUAUAAGAUUUUUUGAGGGUUUAUUUGAUAUUCAAGAUGGUGCUAAGAUGUACAAUUUUUACUGCAUUGAAAUAAAAUAUUUUUUGCAUCAAGCCUUGCACAGCUCUUUGGUAUUUUCCAAGAAUGUGAAUUGAAUCUGUGGAUGUCAACUUAAAAUAAAACAAAUGAAAAAAGUAGUCACACUUCUUGAUGAAUUACAACUUUCUUGUUCCAACUUGAAUAAAAAAAGGAAAAUUUUUUCACUGUAGAACUGUAGUUGUUCAGUGUGCACUCAUCUUUUGUAUGCAACCAUGCC
Molecule: messenger RNA, 1754 nt
Organism: Stylophora pistillata
Lineage: Eukaryota; Metazoa; Cnidaria; Anthozoa; Scleractinia; Pocilloporidae
Biological process (GO): homologous chromosome pairing at meiosis; meiotic attachment of telomere to nuclear envelope
Cellular component (GO): nuclear inner membrane
Source: RefSeq, a predicted model, not a curated record